AUGGUCACAGAAGCAGAAUUUCGAGGAGAGAUAGGAAAACGUGCCGUAAGGGUAGCUAAUUGCUCCGGAGCACAUGGCGACCCCGGAUUUCAGAUGCCCCGACAAUUAGAACUCGGAUCUGUCGAUUUCGUGACUGGAGAUUAUCUGGCCGAAAUGAACCUCGCCGAGAAUGCGACGGCUUACCGGGAAGGCCAACACCCUGGCUACGAACAGACAGCCCUUGACGGUCUUGUGGAGAGCAUCGAUCUCAUCCACAAGACAGGUGCCAAAGUAGUCAUCAACGGAGGUUCUCUAAAUCCAGCUGGACUCGCAGAGAAAUGUCGAGAAUUGAUCUGCUCUCGCGAAUAUAGCCUCAAACUGGCCUAUGUUUCUGGAGACGACCUACUGGAACAAGUCCAGAACGAGCUCAAAUCCGGACCCGACCACAUUCCCGACCACUUAGAUGCGACCAAUGCGCAGGUGAAACUCGACCACUUGACAAAAUCAUUUGUGACUGAUGUUGAACACCGGCAACUCGUCUCAGCGAAUGCAUAUCUUGGAGCUCGCGCCAUUGUCAAGGCUCUGAAGUCUGGCGCCGACAUAGUGAUCUGUGGGAGGGUGGCGGACGCUUCUCCUGUGAUCGGAGCAGCGUGGUACUGGCAUUCUUGGAGCGACACAGACUACGACAGACUUGCCGGUGCUUUGAUAGCCGGCCAUUUGAUUGAGUGCUCCGCCUAUGUCACGGGGGCGAACUACACCGGGUUCGACGAGCUAGACAUGGAUGCUCUGAUCGAUAUUGGGUUUCCCAUCGCCGAGAUUGCGCAUGACGGGACAUGCGUGAUAAGUAAACAUGAAAAAACAAAGGGUCUGGUCUCCAAGGACACCGUCGAGUGCCAGUUCCUAUACGAGCUGCAGGGAACGGCGUACCUUAACAGUGAUGUGACAGCUCUUCUUGAUGACGUUAUGAUCGAACAGUGCAGCCAUAACCGAGUGAGAGUCAGUGGAAUUCGUGGACAGCCACCUCCGUCCACCACGAAGUUAGCCAUAUUCUACCAAGGAGGUUUCCGAUCUGAAUUUCUGCUCAAUGCUACGGGAUACGCCACCGACGAGAAAUGGGACCUUUACGAGGCCCAGAUCAGAUAUGGUGUCGAGCAACGAGGCCUCCAGAAUCAGUUGGACGUACUGGAAUUCCAACGCGUCGGCCGACCCGAGUCCAAUGCGCCUACUCAGUUGCGUAGCACCACAUACAUGCGAGUUUUUGGGCAAGCAGCUGCAAAGGAGACCCUCAUUAAUCUCUACAAAGUCAUCAGAGAGUACGGCAUGCAGCAUUUCUCAGGUGCACAUCGAUCCCUUGAUUUACGAACUGCAUUGCCGCGCCCAUAUGUCGCCUAUUAUCCCGCGAUCGUGCCACAAGACCAGCUCAAAGAGUCUGCUAUCAUUCUUCACGCAGACGGAACCGUCGAAAAGCAGAUUGAUGCUGGGCAUCCGCCAAGCUACCAAGAUAUCCCAGCUCGGAAGAGUUACGGCCCUGUUAGCCAGAUCGAUAUGGACUCGUUAGGCCCAACCACCACAGUCUGUUUGGGGGAUGUUGCUCUCGGCCGAUCUGGUGACAAGGGUGCCAACAUCAACAUUGGUCUCUUUGUACGUGACGAGGGUGCGUGGAGCUGGUUUGCUUCGUUCAUGACCAUUUCUAGAAUGACGCAGCUGAUUGGGGACGAUUGGUCCGACGACUUCUUCAUCGAACGUGUCGAAUUCCCAAACAUCUACGCGGUUCAUUUUGUCAUCUACGGUAUCUUGGGCCGAGGCGUGACCAGCACUGCACGCCUUGACUGUUUGGGGAAAGGAUUUGCAGACUUUAUUCGGGGGAGACAUGUCGAGGUUCCGCUUUCGAUCCUGGAACACGCGAAGAGGUUUCGCUUUGCUCAGAAGAAAAAUGUCUGCUAG
Messenger RNA from Thyridium curvatum, 1923 nucleotides. RefSeq lists its product as uncharacterized. The record is from RefSeq and is a predicted model, not a curated record. The transcript has 6 exons. NCBI's taxonomy places the organism in Eukaryota, Fungi, Ascomycota, Sordariomycetes, Thyridiales, Thyridiaceae. Bases 1 to 1923 code for a protein of 640 amino acids.